CUUAUUCUUGAUUCUCUUCUCCCUCCUUUUCAUGCCCAAACACUCUCGCGCCUCUUCAGGAUCCAGCAACCCUAGAAAAACCCUAACGAGCGCCAUAGCUGAAGGGAGGUGAGAGAAGCAACUGAGCACCUCCGAUAAUAUCCCUUCUCUCACCUCAUUACCACCGAUCCAUCUACGUUUUCGCUCAGACAGGAAUAGAAAUGGCGUCUACUGUGCAGCAAGCCCCUGUUGGGAGUACUCCGGCAGCUGAUGUUGUUGGUAACGCCUUUGCUCAUCAAUACUACCUCAUCUUGCUUAAGUCGCCCGACCUUGUUCAUCGGUUUUAUCAGGAUGGUAGUAAGCUUGGCCGUAUUGAAGAAAAUGGCAUCAUGAGCAUUACAACUACCAUGCAAGCGAUCAAUGAGAAAAUUCUUUCAUUUGAUUAUGGAAAUCUCAAUGCGGAUAUCAAAACAGUGGAUUCACAAGAGUCUUAUAAUGGUGGUGUGCUUGUUCUUGUAACUGGAUAUCUAAUUGGAAAGGGCAAUUUUAGGCGGAAAUUUACUCAGAGUUUCUUCUUGGCACCGCAAGACACAGGAUACUUUGUUUUGAAUGAUGUGUUUAGAUAUGUAGAUGAUGAUGAGCAUCAAAAUGUGAGCAGAGAUUUGGUUGAUGAGGUUGAGAUUCCGCCUACUGCUGAGCAUGAUUUGUCUACGGUGAAUGAGAACCACACAUCUGAGCCAGAGAUUCCAGUGUCUGAUUAUCCUAAUGGGGUGGAAGUGUGCAAUUCUGUAAAUGGAGAAGUUGUUGAAGAAGAAGUGGAAUCACCAGUGGCUGAGGUGGUUGAUGAAACUCCAGAUGAUUUGAAGAUGACUGAACCUAAUUCCAAAAUUGAAGAUCUGCCAAAGAAGUCUUAUGCCUCAAUUGUUAGGGUUAUGAAGGAGACUGCUGUGCCAUUUUCAGCUCCUACACCUCCUCCUUUGAGGACUGCACAAAAGAACAAAGAACAACCAGUGUCAGCUGCUCCACCACCUCCACCCCCUGUUUCGGAGAUAGUUUCUCCCAUCACUGAUGUCAGUGAAAACGGGAACAAUCAAGAUGUUGAAGCGGAGAGUCAUUCAAUUUAUAUUAAAGGUCUGCCGUUAAAUGCAACACCUUCUCUACUUGAGAAUGAAUUCAAGAAAUUCGGAACUAUUAAGACUAACGGGGUGCAGGUUAGAAGCCAAAAGGGAUUUUGUUUUGGUUUUGUGGAAUUCGAGGAUGCUAGUGCCGUUCAGAGUGCUAUAGAGGCGUCGCCAGUUACCAUUAGUGGACGUCCAGCAGUUGUCGAGGAGAAGAGGUCUACCAAUAGAGGGAAUAGAGGAAGGUUUCCACCCGCAAGGGGUAAUGGAUACAGGAACGAGGGAACAAGAGGACGUGGGUAUGGGGGUGGCCGAGGAUACGGCGGUCGCGGUGGUGAUUUUAAUAAUGGCAGGUCGGACUUUGGAAAUAGGAACGGUAACCGGGGAACGGGAAGCCGUGGAGGGGAUGGCUAUCAGAGAGCCGAAAAUGGCGGACGCAUGGCUGCAGCAAGUACAAAACAUGCAGUAGUUCGGGCGCCUGCUGUGCUUGCCGUCGGGAACUAAUAGCCUUAAAGUAGUUGAUUUUGUUUCAAAGAUCACUGAUUUGUAAUGUCUUGGGAUAGAAUUUAGAGGGCUGUGUCCAAUUUUUCGUGGAUAACCUGAUAUUUCUAUAGGGUGAUGUUCUGCUAACCUUUUUUUUUUUUGUUACCUUUCCAAUUUUUCUUAUAUGAGUGGUUUUUCGAAUUGUAUGGUCAAUUAAAUUUCUCUUAGUAUUGUAGUGAUCCAUUAAAUCCACAACAUCUGUUCAUUUUGGACCCUUUUUGUCUCUAGUAAAAUGAGAUUACCAUUUUGCCUA
Messenger RNA from Humulus lupulus (European hop), 1893 nucleotides. RefSeq names its product nuclear transport factor 2. Lineage: Eukaryota; Viridiplantae; Streptophyta; Magnoliopsida; Rosales; Cannabaceae. Gene Ontology annotation, molecular function: mRNA binding. The coding region runs from base 201 to 1601 and encodes 466 amino acids. The transcript is spliced from 10 exons. The record is from RefSeq and is a predicted model, not a curated record. Gene Ontology annotation, cellular component: cytosol; ribonucleoprotein complex.